Clupea harengus (Atlantic herring) is the source of this 4059-nucleotide messenger RNA. RefSeq names its product HMG-box containing 3 (gene hmgxb3). NCBI's taxonomy places the organism in Eukaryota, Metazoa, Chordata, Actinopteri, Clupeiformes, Clupeidae. The record is from RefSeq and is a predicted model, not a curated record.
GCCAUUUUAACGAAACACUGGAGAAGUACGAAGACGAAAAGAGAGUCUUUCUGAAUUAUUAUAAGAGAUCCGAACUAAAUAAUUAGACGAUUAGACAAAUUAUAUCAUGCUCUGAUCAUUUUAAGUAUAUCUGAUCUGACGUUUAGCUGGACUGGGGAGUAUUACAACUGCAAACCAGUGGUGAGGGUAAGGGAGAUGGAGGCUGUGUUUGAGGACUCGGAGGUGAAGCUCAUGGAGGAGGUGGAGAGCUGCUACACCUCAGUGGAGGUUCCGUCUCCCAAGAGGAGAAGGAAACCCAAAGGCCACGGAGAACGAGUCGACAAAACCAAAAAACCCAGGUCGGCAUAUCUGCUGUACUACUUUGACGUGCACCAGCGUCUGCAGCAGGAGCACCCUGAGCUGCCGCAGUCGGAGAUCAACAAGCGGGUCAGCGAGAGCUGGAGGAGGCUUAGCGUGGCCGACAAAGCCUUCUACUUGGACCGGGCCUCGCUGGAGCGGGACGGGCUUGGACAGAGAGCUGUCUCUGCUGUUGCCUCUCAGGAUGUCCCGGGCUUCCGGAAGAUUCUCCCGCGGGCGAGCUAUGUUUUGCUUCCUAAGGGUGGGUCACUGGAUGAGCAAGUCGGUGGGACUGUGGAGGUGUGUGUGGAGGAAGGGACGGAGCCUCUCUUUUCCCCCAUGGCACUUGGUAGCGAGGUGGAGCUGGCCGAGCAAACUGUUGCCUUGGAGAUGCCGAGGGAUGAUGCUGCUGCUGCUGCUGCCGUGACAACCCUGCCUCAUGCGAACCCCCUCACACACACUCAGAGCAGCUGCCCAGUCAGAGAGCAGGAAGCCACACACACCACUGCAGUUGGCAUGGCAAUGGAGGAGGGGCUGGAGGGAGGGGCUUUGGUGCAGCAGGUGAAGGCAGACUCUACCCACCUGGUGGCCAUCAUACCCAAUCAGAGCCUGCUGGAACACAAGGUCGUCUCCCCAAACAGCUCUCUCGUCAUGCUCCCCAUUGUGUCCAGUGUGGAGCCGGCCCCCAAGCCUUCAGUCAAACUGUCUAUUAAGUACACCCGGAGAGGGAGGGGCAGCUGCCACACCCCGGGUUGCUCCUUCAACUAUGUCACACGACACAAACCCCCGCAGUGCCCCCUGUGUGGACUACACCUGGGGGGAAAGUGGAUCGCCAUGGGGAAGAAAGACUCAGAUAAAGCACGCUCAGUGCCUAGCAACAACAGGCCAUCACCACGGAAACCACAGAAAGACCUCAAAACAGCCCCCCGCUCCGCAUCAGAACCAGAGGGGGUGGACCAGGGAGCGGAGCUUGCCACCCAUCUAGACUUUAAAGCUAUUGCUAGCCUCAAGCAGCGAAAGAGGACCGGCCGCUUGCCACGGGAACAGCGGGCAGAGCCACGCCCUGCUUCUGCACCUGGCCUGGCACCAGAGGGAGCCAGAGUCAAGAGCCCAGAUCUGAAGGCCAUGAGUGCCACUGCCAUCUGUACUGGCACAGACGCAAGUCCUGGCGCUGCCGCUGAGACUGCUGGGAGAAAACCGUCCACUGGUCGUGCUCGAGGGAGAGCCAGAAAUAUGGGUGCUGGACAGAAGCGUCCUGUGAGAGCAAUACUGCCUGCGCCCACCAAAGCAGUUUCUUCCCCAGCUACUGUAGUCCAGUUCAUCACUGUCCCUCCUUCCAACAAGCAUAAAGUUGAAGUCAAGAACAGUAGCACCACAAAAACAGUUAAAGUACACUGUGAGAUCUCUGGUUUGAAGCCGAGUACACUGAAGCAGCUGGGCCACACUCUACCUCCCCCAACAUCAGAGCAGAAGCCAGCGUCCCGUCUGACUGGUGGUCAGUUUAUCAUCACGGAGAACAGCCUCAAGAUGCUCUCCAUGGUUCCCUUCAAGCAGAACACUGGUGCCAACCUGGAUCUUGGCCUGUCGACAGCGCGUGGUCGCGGUCGGUGUAAGAACCCUGGGUGUGACUACAUCUACAAGAACCGCCAUAAGCCUGCCCACUGCCCCGCCUGUGGCUGGGAGCUCAGCAAGAACCCCACGCGCAAGAGCAAAGCUAAUGCUGCUGAGGACUGCAGAGGGGAUGAAGAGUGUGUGUUAGAUCCAUACACCCCACUGACAGCCACACAGAGAGACGUACAGAGACAGAACACACUCCAGUUGCUACGGCAAUGCCUGCAGAUCCCAGAGAGUGAAGGAGAACUCCAGGAAACACUCACACUCAUACAGGAACUCAACAACACACAGGUGGUAGUGUCCUCUACGGAUGAGCAGCUGACUGCACAGCUCCAGAGCAGUUGGCCACGUUUCUAUGAGUCUCCCGCAACUCACUGCAGCCUCUGCCAGUUCCCUCUGUUUAAAGGAGGACAGAGCUCUGUUGCAGGGCAGGAGGAUUGCUGGUUACUGACUGAGUCUCAUCUGCAGACAGCAUCCAUUCAGCUAAAAAUGUGCACCAACACACAGUGCCUGGCCUUACACAGCCUUAUAGAUAUACACCCAGGUCUGUUUAAUGUGGGGAAUAAGCUACUUGUGAGUUUGGAUCUGUUUUUUAAGAUCCGCAACCAUCUCGGACUGGGCCAUGAUCCAACACAAGCUGCUCUUGCUAUUUUACAGAACGUCCAGAACCAACCAGUGAGCACCCUGAGUGGGGAGGAGCUGUCGGAGCUGGUGUCGCUGCUGCUGGCGGGCUACUGGGCGUUUGAGAGCCUGACGCUGAGGGACUACAACGACAUGAUCUGUGGGGUGUGUGGCGUCGCCCCCAAGGUGGAGAUCGCCCAGAGGAACAGCAACAACACACUGCUGCUGCACAACGUGGAGUUCACCUGGCCCGAGUAUGCAGUGUCUGAUGAGGUUCAAGCUGACGACUUCUGGUUGACCAUGGAGAACGAGGCACUGGAACAGGCUGCCUUCCCCUCUAGUCCACCAAUCACACGCUUUGACGCCUCCAUCAUCGCUCCCUUCAUCCCGCCCCUUAUGAGGGCUGCUGCUGUCAUCAACACGGAGAAGGACAAGUGCCUCACACACACUCCUGCAGGAGACCCAUCCGCUCUGGUGCGUUUGAUCCACGAGGGUCAGCUGAACCCGGAGCAGUUGCAUGAACACACACAAGCGGAACUGCAGAGUGUGUUAGAACGCUGUGAAGUCCCCACCACACCCAAUGGCACCAAGGAGGAGUUGUUGGAGAGUGUGUGUUCUCUGUACACACACAUCCAGAGUGGUCAGAUGACCGGCCCCCCUCCCCCCUCUCAUCUGACUUCAGGCAGACUCAGCAAAGUCUGUCCUCACCAGGUGGUGUGUGGCAGUAAGUAUCUUGUGCGUGCUGAAAGUGCCCGGGACCAUGUGGACCUGCUGGUGUCGUCUAGGUUCUGGCCGGUGGUGUAUGUGGCAGACUGUGGCCAGCAGGUGGCGCUGUGCACAGACGUGCUGUACCCACAGCUGGCACAGAGCAUGUGGAGCAGCAGGCAGGGCUGCCUCUCAGACCCCCUGGCACCAGACCAGCUGGUGUCGUGUGAUGAGCUGCAGGAACACCUACAGAACUCGGACCCGACGCUGCUGGACCCGUCCAGUCUGGACUCCCCUCUGCACCCCCUCACCCGCUCCCUGUCUCGCUGGGUGCUGCAUCCCCCGACACACACACACACUCACACACAAACACACUCACACCGCUCCACAGAGAUCUGCCCAGAACUGCAGCCCUACCUCAGUCCCGCCCUGGAGGAGGGGUCGGCAGAGGAGGCCCUGCCCCCCGGCACCCUGCGAGAUCAGGCGGUGACCUUUGAGAACGCCGCGUUCUACUUCCUGUACAAUCGUCUGCUGGACUUCCUGUGGAGCCGUGAGGUGGUGAAUGGACAGAUCUCAGAGGUGCUGCAGAGCUGCGGCGUCGGCCAGGUGGUGAUCAGGGACGCCCUCUACAGGCUCGGAGUGGCACACAUCAACACGCAGCACGAGGACGCGGAGCAGGAGGAAGCGGGAGGGGAUGGGGCGGAAUGAGAGGGAGAUGGACAGAUACACAGAUCAAAACAGAGAGAGAGAGAUGGAGAGGCACGCAGAGGAACAGAGAGUGAG